AUGGGGCCGCUCUUGGCGCGGGACGGCGGCGGGGCCCUCACGAGGCGCCUCAGCAGCAGCAGCAGCAGCAGCAGCGCCAAUAAAAGGCGGAGCGCAUGGCUUGGGAACGUUCUUUUCAAACACUUUUUCCGUAGCACCUUGGACGUAGCUGUGAUUGGCGGUGGAAUUGUGGGGCUGGCGUCGGCCCGGGAGCUGAUUCUGAGGCACCCCUCCCUCGUUUUCGGAGUCCUGGAAAAGGAGGAGGAAUUGGCUUGUCAUCAAAGCGGACACAACAGCGGGGUCAUUCACAGUGGAAUUUAUUACACACCGGGAUCCUUGAAGGCAAAGCUGUGUGUGGAAGGCGCUGCUCUUUGCUACAAAUACUGUGACAGCAAGGGAAUCCCGUACAAGCAGUGCGGCAAGCUCAUCGUUGCGGUUGAGCAUGAAGAAAUUUCGAGGCUCAAAGCGUUAUACAAGAGAGGGCUACAGAAUAACGUCCCGGGGUUGAAACUCAUCACUGCCAAAGAGAUACAAGCAAAGGAGCCCUACUGCCGGGGUUUGAUGGCCCUGGACUCGCCGUACACUGGCAUUGUGAACUAUAGGCAGGUGACCCUCUCUUAUGCGGAAGACUUCCAAGCAGCUGGGGGGACAGUCGUGACUGACUUUGAGGUGACAGACAUAAAGAUGACACAAGAAAGCCCUGCAGGAAGUAAAGAAGGAAUGAAAUACCCCAUUGUUGUUAGAAGUUCCAAGGGCCAGGAAAUCCACUGCCGGCACAUUGUAUCCUGCGCAGGGCUGCACUCGGACCGCCUCUCGCAGAUCAGCGGCUGCAGCCCGGAGCCUCGGAUUGUGCCUUUUCGCGGCGACUACUUGGUGCUCAAGCCGGAGAAGAACUACUUGGUUCGAGGGAACAUUUAUCCGGUGCCCGAUCCCCGUUUCCCCUUCCUGGGCCUUCAUUUCACCCCGAGGAUGGAUGGCAGCGUCUGGCUGGGGCCCAAUGCCGUGCUGGCCUUCAAGCGAGAGGGGUACAGGUUUUACGACUUCAGCCUCCGAGAUUUCGUGGAUGCCACCGCUUACAGUGGCUUGUGGAAACUGGUGUGCAGGAACUUCUCUUACGGAAUGGGUGAAAUGUACAGAGCGUGUUUCCUUAACGCUCAGGUGAAGGGGCUCCAGAAAUUCAUACCCGAAGUUACCAUCAAUGAUAUACUCAGGGGUCCAUCCGGCGUCCGAGCACAGGCCUUAGACAGUGACGGGAACUUGAUAGACGAUUUCGUGUUUGACGGUGGCACGGGAGAGAUUGGCGGCCGAGUUCUUCACGUCAGAAACGCCCCCUCCCCGGCGGCCACCUCCUCCUUGGCGAUUGCAAACAUGAUUGCUGACGAGGUGGAGAGGAGGUUUGAGCUGUGAUCGGAGCCCCCGAGCUGCUGGGCUCUUCUGCCCUGUCGGCGCGCAGACGCUGCGAUGUGAGCGAUGCAGUCACAGACGUGGUAGGGAAAGCUGCUGGUUUGGGAAGAAGCAGCUGGGAAUGGACUGGCCUGCUGGCUUAACGGCGGGCCCGGCAGAAGCCACAAGCAACCCAGGGUUCUGAGAAAUUAAAGCAAAACAGCCGGGCUUACACACACCCUGGGGAUCUGACAGGAAAGAUUGGUCCACUGUGGAUCCACAAGAGUGACUAGAACUCCCCUAUCCCCCUUCUGAGACAAAAUUGUUGUUAUGUGGCAGGGUUUGUAGAGGGAGGGAGGCAAGGCAGUGGGUUCGUGCUGUGGCUUCUUGUCUCUAUUUGUGCACUGCCUUAAGGUCCUCCUUUUGAACAGUGACCGUAUCAUCUCCCUUCCUUCCUUCCCCUCCAUCUGUAAAUCCCCAGAAGAAGACAGAUCAGGGACAUGGUCCAUUCAUGCUGCUGCUGCCACAGGUGGGGACUCUCUGUCUGGGGCACAUUCAUCUCACACUUGGGUCCCGCUCUGUCUAUGCCAGGCCACACAGGGGAUUCAAGACUCCGGGCCAGUCCUGGCAGUGGCAGGAACCCUGCAGCAAGCCCCAAGAAAAGGGUGUCCAUUCUUCCCAGUGCUGGCUCGGCUUCCUUUCCUUCAGCGCUCAGAUGCCAAGCAGAGCACAGGAGGGAACUGUUCUCCGGUGCCUUCGUCUCUCCCGGGAAGUUCCUUGCUGGGAGCUGAGAAGCAGCUCAGUUUUGAAGCGAAAGAACGGUUCGUCUCGGCGAAGAAGGUAAAUUCCGAGUUCCCGCAGGAGGAAAUGUCGUCGUGGCAAAUCAAGUGAUGGCACGCAAGCUAAUAAAGAAAUGGUUUUAAUUGCAUGACUCAGUAUGCUCACGCGUGUAAUCUUCCUGCCGUGGAUGUUCCAGCCACGCAGAGAUUCAGAAUAAAUGAGCAGUGAAUUGAAAUGCAGGGUAUGUUUGUUAAAUGCAAUGCUGUAAAGGUGUACCGGGUUGGCGGGAGCCAACAGCUGAUUAACUGUGGCAAAUCAUUCAAGGCAUUCUUGCAGAGUUUUGUAUGCAGUAGUGGGAGGUAUACGCUUCUGCUUAAAUCCAAAGAUGAUGGGAAACGAUAUUAAAAAAAUUCUUUCCUGAA
Heteronotia binoei (common prickly gecko) is the source of this 2564-nucleotide messenger RNA. It is a transcript of the gene L2HGDH, whose product is annotated as L-2-hydroxyglutarate dehydrogenase. The transcript has 10 exons. Lineage: Eukaryota; Metazoa; Chordata; Lepidosauria; Squamata; Gekkonidae. The coding region runs from base 1 to 1386 and encodes 461 amino acids. The record is from RefSeq and is a predicted model, not a curated record. Gene Ontology annotation, molecular function: (S)-2-hydroxyglutarate dehydrogenase activity; (S)-2-hydroxy-acid oxidase activity.